Molecule: messenger RNA, 5493 nt
Organism: Closterium sp. NIES-65
Lineage: Eukaryota; Viridiplantae; Streptophyta; Zygnematophyceae; Desmidiales; Closteriaceae
Source: the annotation of a GenBank genome assembly
AUGUCCACGUCAGCGUCCGCCUUUAAAUCUCGCCGGGAAUUCCGCUUCUGCAUCGAUCGCGGCGGCACAUUCACCGACAUUUACGCCGAGGUUCCCGGCGACCCGCCCUUCCGUGUAGUCAAACUUCUUUCCGAGGACCCUCUUAACUACGAUGACGCGCCUCGGGAAGGUAUUCGCCGGAUCCUCGAAGAGGUAACGGGCGAGAAGAUUCCGCGAAACGCGCCGCUUCCUACGGAGCGAAUCGACUGGAUCCGCAUGGGGACGACCGUCGCGACGAACGCGCUGCUGGAGCGCGCCGGCGAGCGGACGGCUCUCUGCGUGACACGUGGCUUUCCGGAUCUGCUGCGGAUCGGCAACCAGGCGCGGCCGCGCAUCUUCGAUCUGACGGCUCGGCGCGCUUCACUGCUGUACGAAGAGGUGGUGGAGGUGGAGGAGCGCGCGCAGGUGCUGCCGGGGGAAGAGGCGCAGGGGGAGGGCCGGGGGAAGGGGGAUGGUGAGGCGGAAGGCGGGGGCAAGGGGGAGGUGGGUCUGGUGGAUGGUGGGGAUGAAGCGGGGAAGCGCACGGUGCGCGGAGUUUCGGGGGAGCUGGUGCGCGUGCUAGUGCCGCUUAACAUCGAGAAGACUCGAGCCGCGCUGGAGAAGGUGUUGGCACGUGGCAUCAAGUCAUUGGCCAUCGCGUUCCUCCACUCUUACACGUUCCCGGACCACGAACGCGCUGUGGCGGCUUUAGCGCGGGAGAAGGGCUUUAAUCAGGUCUCUGCGUCGAGCGAUCUCGUUCCAAUGGUCAGGAUUGUGCCACGUGGACACACUGCCUGCGUGGACGCCUAUCUGACCCCCGCUAUACGCACCUAUGUGGGGAAGUUUUUAGCGGGGUUUGACUCGGGUCUUGCUGACGUGGCAGUGUCGUUUAUGCGGUCGGACGGAGGGUUGACUCCGGCCCAAGCCUUCACGGGUUACCAAGCCAUCCUGUCAGGUCCAGCAGGAGGUGUGGUUGGAUUCGCCCGAACCACAUUCGAGUUCGAGGUUCGGGAAAUGGAAGGUCUGGAAGGACUUCUGUCAGACGUCAGCAGCAGCAAAGAAAACAACCAAAACGAUAAGGAGAAGACAAAAGACGAUUCUAUUGGUGCUGGUACAGCAGCAGAGGGAGUGCUGAGGUGUCGUCCCGUGAUUGGCUUUGACAUGGGCGGCACAUCCACUGACGUGUCAAGAUACGCAGGGGGCGCAUACGAGCAGGUUUUAGAAACCACCACAGCCGGAAUCACCAUCCAAGCCCCCCAGCUGGACAUAAACACUGUAGCAGCGGGCGGCGGCUCUCGUCUUUUCUUCGAGUCAGGCAUGUUACGUGUGGGGCCCGCAUCAGUAGGGGCCCAUCCCGGCCCGGUCUGCUACAGAAAAGGCGGGCAGCUAGCAGUGACAGAUGCCAACCUGCUAUUGGGCCGCGUGCUGCCCGAAUAUUUUCCCGCCAUUUUCGGGCCGAACGAGGACCUCCCAUUGGACGAGCAGGCGGCGAGGGAGGCAAUGGCUGAGCUGGCAAAAGAAGUGAACCGCGGGAUGGGUGGGGAGGGAGGUGAGGGGGACAAGGAGGGGGAGGGGGGUGAGGAGUCAGGGCAAGACCGAAUGUCAGUAGAAGAGGUGGCGAUGGGGUUCAUCCGCGUGGCAAACGAGGCCAUGUGCCGGCCAAUCAGAGAGCUCACAGAGGCUCGGGGCCACGAGACCAGCUCGCACGUGCUUGCUUGCUUCGGCGGCGCCGGGCCUCAACACGCAUGCGCCAUAGCCCGCUCUCUUGGGAUCUCCACGGUUUUUGUGCAUCGGCUGUGCGGGAUUCUGAGUGCGUACGGCAUGGGGUUGGCGGAUCGGGUGGUUGAGAUGCAGGAGCCUGCUGCUGAGGUGUGCUCCAAUGAGAGCCUGCCACGUGUGCUGGCGCGGGCGGCAAGGAUGGAGGAGGAAGUGAGGGCGGGGUUGUGUGGCCGGGGGAGUGGGGAGGGGGGUGGGAGUGAGGGAGAAGGAGAGGGAGAAAAAGGAAAGGGGGGAGAAGCAGGGGGAGGAAAAGGAGAAGGAAAAGGAGAGAGAGGAGAGGGAGGGGAGGGGAGAAGGGAGGGUGGGGAGGAGGCAGGGGUGUGGACGCAGGUGCUGCUGAACCUUCGUUAUGACGGCACCGACACUGCCCUCAUGGUCGAAGCACCACCCACACACACUCUCUCCGCCACCACUCCCUCAUCCACCUCUUCCCCAUCCACCAACCUCCACACCUCCCACCCAGCAGCGUCGUUUGACUUCCUGGGGGCGUUCAAGCGGCGCUUCGAGCGCGAGUUCGGAUUCGACCUGCAGGGCGAUCGGCGCGUGUUGAUCGAUGACAUCCGAGUCAAGGGCGUGGCUCCUUCAGGCGUGCUGCAGCAGACCGCCAUUCCCAGGGCUGGCGCAAGUGAAGAGGCGGCAGGAGGUUUGGUGGCAGCAGGGACGGCAGAGGCGGAGGCAGUGCAGCAUCGGGUGUACUUUGAAGGCGGGUGGCGGGAUACGGCAGCAUUCCGGCUGGAGAAGCUGCGGUGGGGGCAUGUGGUGGCGGGGCCGGCGGUGAUUCUGAAUGAGACGAGCACUGUGGUGGUUGAGCCGGGAUGCACUGCUGGGAUCACCAAGUAUGGCAAUAUCGUCAUUGCUGUGAGCCACACGGCACAUCAAAGUGAUGUGGAGGGAGCAGCAGAAGCAGCAGCCGCAUCAGCAGCAGGAGCAGGAGCAGGAGCAGUAGCAGCGGCAGCAGCAGCAGCAGGAGGAGGAGCAGCAGCAGCACCCCUAUCAACACCAGCCAUCCCUCCUUCCCCCGCAGUCCCCUGGGACGUGGUGCGGCUGUCCAUAUUCGGCAAUCGCUUCAUGGGCAUCGCGGAGCAGAUGGGGCGGACGCUGCAGCGCACCGCCAUCUCCACCAACAUCAAGGAGCGCCUCGACUUCUCCUGCGCCCUCUUCUCCCCGGAUGGGGGCCUAGUGGCCAACGCUCCCCACGUGCCUGUGCAUCUGGGGGCUAUGUCGGAUACAGUGCGGUGGCAGCUGGAGUAUUGGGGGAGAGGGGCGGGGGUGGCUGAGGGCGGGUUGCAGGAAGGGGAUGUGCUUGUAACGAAUCAUCCCUGUGCUGGGGGGAGUCACCUGCCGGAUAUCACUGUAGUCACGCCGGUGUUUCGCGAGGGUAGGAUUAUAUUUUUUGUCGCGAGCCGGGGGCAUCAUUCGGAGAUCGGGGGAAGUACCCCUGGGAGCAUGCCGCCGUUUUCGCGGAGUAUUUGGGAGGAAGGAGCUGCAAUUAGAACGAUGAAAUUGGUGAAGGGAGGGGUUUUCCAGGAAGAGGCGAUUCGAGCGGUGCUGCUGGAGGGGCAGGUGUUGGAAGGGGUGAUGGCAGGUGGAGCGGGUUUGAGUGGGGACGGACAGGGCGGUGGGAAAACAGUGCGGCGUGUGCCAGGCACACGCCGCAUCGAGGAUAACCUAUCAGAUCUACGCGCACAGGUGGCGGCGAAUCAGCGGGGAAUCGAGCUGAUAGGGGAGCUUGUGGAGGAGUGUGGGCUGGAAACGGUGCUGGCUUAUAUGGGGUACGUGCAGGUGAAUGCGGAGCAGGUGGUGCGACGCAUGCUCACCCGCACUGCCUUGAAACACCUGGAGAGCCAGAACCAGGCGUCUCAGGAGCAGCAGCAAGCAUCUCAUGAGCAGCAGCAGUCUUCCCAGGAGGCUUCGCAGGACCAGCAGGGAGCAGCUGACAAUGCCUUACCUACUAAGGUUGAUGCUGGGCGUGAUGCUGAUGCUGAUGCAGAUGGGAAGCAGGUAGUGGUGCUGCAGGGAGAGGACCGCAUGGACGACGGCUCCUUGAUCCGCCUGCGCAUCUCCAUCCACCCGGCCUCCGGCUCAGCCCACUUCGACUUCACAGGCACCAGCCCCGAGGUGUACGGCAACUGGAACGCUCCCACUGCCGUCACCACCGCUGCUAUCAUCUACUGUCUGCGCUGCCUGGUGGACUCGGAUAUUCCCCUCAACCAGGGGUGCUUGGCACCUGUAAGGAUCACUCUCCCGCUGCAUUCGCUGCUCUCGCCGAGCGAUGCUGCUGCUGUUGUGGGUGGCAACGUGCUGACGUCGCAGCGGGUGACGGAUAUUAUUCUCUCCACGUUUGCUGCGGCGGCGAACUCGCAGGGGUGUAUGAACAACCUCACGUUUGGCGACGGGACGUUUGGGUAUUAUGAGACGAUUGCGGGCGGGGUGGGGGCGGGGCCGACAUGGCAGGGAGAAGACGGGGUGCAGAGCCACAUGACCAACACCAGAAUCACCGAUCCUGAGGUGCUAGAGAGACGCUACCCGGUGCUUCUGAGGAGGUUCCGGCUGCGGCAGGGGAGUGGCGGGAGUGGGGAGAGGCGAGGCGGGCAUGGGGUGGAACGGGAGGUGGAGUUCCUGCGGCCUGCGACUGUUAGUAUGCUGUCCGAGAGACGGGUUUUGGCGCCGAAUGGGGGUGUGGGGGGCGGGUGUGGUGCGCGGGGGUUGAAUCUGCUGCGGAUCGCGCGGGACGGGAGGGUGGUGAAUUUGGGGGGGAAGGCGAGUGUGGGGGUGGAGAGGGGGGAUACGUUGCUGGUGUGUACACCAGGGGGAGGAGGGUGGGGGGUGGGUGGUUUAGGGGGGUAUGUGCCUAGUGCAGAGGCGAGCUGGCCUAAAUUCAGCUGUGAGGAGCAAGGAUGCUCGCUGGCCAGCACCGCACAGGGCCCACCGGUCCUCCUCCCCCCUGGGGAGCUCGCUGGCCAGCAACACACAGGACCCACCGGUCCUCCUCCCCCCUGGGGAGCUCGCUGGCCAGCACCGCACAGGACCCACCGGUCCUCCUCCCCCCUGGGGAGCUCGCUGGCCAGCACCGCACAAGACCCACCGGUCCUCCUCCCCACUGGGGAUCUCGCUGGCCAGCACCGCACAGGACCCACCGGUCCUCCUCCCCCGGUGGGUCCUCCUCCCCCCUGGGGAGCUCGCUGGCCAGCACCGCACAGGACCCACCGGUCCUCCUCCCCCCUGGGGAGCUCGCUGGCCAGCACCGCACAGGACCCACCGGUCCUCCUCCCCACUGGGGAUCUCGCUGGCCAGCACCGCAUAGGACCCACAGGUCCUCCUCCCCCCUGGGGAGCUCGCUGGCCAGCACCGCACAGGACCCACCGGUCCUCCUCCCCCCUGGGGAGCUCGCUGGCCAGCACCGCACAGGACCCACCGGUCCUUCUCCCCCCUGGGGAGCUCGCUGGCCAGCACCGCACAGGACCCACCGGUCCUCCUCCCCCCUGGGGAGCUCGCUGGCCAGCACCGCACAGGACCCACCGGUCCUCCUCCCCCCUGGGGAGCUCGCUGGCCAGCACCGCACAGGACCCACCGGUCCUCCUCCCCCCUGGGGAGCUCGCUGGCCAGCACCGCACGGGAGCGCAUGGGGUUGUGCCAAUUGUUUGCCGCAGUCUUUCUUCGCCGAUGGUCUCUCAUGGCGACCCAAAGCUAUGGUAG